This is a messenger RNA of Hevea brasiliensis (rubber tree), 858 nucleotides long. Its product is annotated as protein translocase subunit SECA2, chloroplastic-like. Gene Ontology annotation, cellular component: membrane; chloroplast envelope. Gene Ontology annotation, molecular function: ABC-type protein transporter activity; ATP binding. Gene Ontology annotation, biological process: protein targeting; protein import. Bases 1 to 528 code for a protein of 175 amino acids. NCBI's taxonomy places the organism in Eukaryota, Viridiplantae, Streptophyta, Magnoliopsida, Malpighiales, Euphorbiaceae. The record is from RefSeq and is a predicted model, not a curated record. The transcript is spliced from 5 exons.
AUGUUCUUUGAGAUGUAUCCGAGUCUUGUGGCUUUAUCUUUUGAAUGUGAACUUCCCAAUAAAUAUGUUGGUAAAAGUAAGGGUAAAAGUCGACUUUUCAGAUGCAAAAUCAAUGAUUUCAGAGUCCGUGGAAAUGAGCCACCAAUGAAUCUUAAAGAGUCGAGAAACUUGCUAAUGAGGAGUCUAAAAUCCCGUGGAAGAGCAGGAAGGCAGGGGGAUCCUGGAUCUACACGAUUUAUGGUGAGUUUACAGGAUGAAAUGUUUCAAAAGUUCAAUUUUGAUACUGAGUGGGCAGUGAAACUUAUCUCAAGGAUUACUAAUGAUGAAGAUAUACCAAUUGAAGGUGAUGCGAUUGUAAAACAGCUUUUAGCACUGCAAAUAAAUGCGGAGAAGUACUUCUUUGGCAUAAGAAAAAGCCUGGUUGAGUUUGAUGAAGUAUUAGAGGUACAAAGGAAACAUGUGUAUGACCUUAGGCAAUUGAUUUUAACAGGUGACAAUGAAAGUUGUUCCCAACACAUAUCACAGUGAGUACACUUCAGUGACUAUCUUUGGUUAUUAUCUUUUUAUUAUGUGUUAAAGCUUCUUAGUUUAUUUUAUAGAUAUAAAACAUGCAUUUGUAUCUAUUAUAUAUAUAUAUAUAUAUAUUAAACUUCCAGUGAUAUUGAAAUAAUUGAAAGUUUUGUAAAUUUGAGAUACACUUUACUUGGGUGUGCACUUUUUUUGCGCCUUGCUCCUUAGGCGAGUGCACAUUUAGCCUUUGAUUACCGUGGCUCACACUGUUGGCAUACCAGUGCAAUCAUGUAGACUCGGUAUUCCAUGGUGAAAUAUGAGAGGAAAUGGAUGUGAGUAAUUUCCCGU